Molecule: messenger RNA, 2523 nt
Organism: Aphidius gifuensis
Lineage: Eukaryota; Metazoa; Arthropoda; Insecta; Hymenoptera; Braconidae
Exons: 6
Coding region: 115-1557 (480 amino acids)
Biological process (GO): stabilization of membrane potential; potassium ion transmembrane transport
Cellular component (GO): membrane
Molecular function (GO): potassium ion leak channel activity
Source: RefSeq, a predicted model, not a curated record
UAAUCAGUCAAAUGUUGACUGUAACCGAGGACACUAAAUCCCUGCCAAUUUAAUUAUGAUUAAAUUUAAAAAACCAAGAAUGGAUGUUAAAUUAAAGCUGGUAUAGUUUCGCGUAUGGAAGUACCGACAUUUCCAUUACCCCCGUCACCACUGGAAUUGAGAAGACCACCCUCGUCAGCGGUCAGACGUCAACGAGACGUUGUAAAAUCAGUCUCAGGACGUAUACGACAUGUAUCACCAGUUAAAAAUAAUCAUUUUGAUACAAAAAUUCCAAUUUUACUUAAUAAUUUACCAAAAAAACGAGCUCAUCGUCUUUCACGUCUUGCAAAUACAGUGCAUCCACGAGAUAUUAAUACACAAACAAUUACAUCAAUUAAAAAAUAUAAACGUACACGUAUAACUCAAUUUCGUGUCAAAAUGACUGAACGACGUGAUGAUGAAGAAGAUGACGGUGAAAUUGUUUGCACGACAGGCACUCCAGUGUCUUUUGGUUCUUGUACAAUAUCAGAAGACUUGUCUGUUGAAUUAAAAGACGAACAACAAGAACCAAGACAAUCAUCAUCAACAUCAACAAUUAAAUCAACAGGAGUACAAACACACGUUGGUGAUGGUCCUUAUCGUUUAAGAAUUUUUCCAAUAAUAAAAGACACUGUUGAUGAAGAAGCCACAGAUAAUCAAAAAUUAGCAACAAAGCUAUGGAGUCAUAUAAGAUUUAUUGGAAGAAUUCUUCUUUGUCAAAUUGGUCUUGCAUGGGUAUUAUUAUUUUGGACAAUUGCUGGUGCUGCAGCAUUUUACAUAACAGAAGGUCCACGUGAACGUGCACAAGUAUUUGAACUUAAAAAUUUACAAAAAGAUCUUGCUGUUGAUUUAGCAACUGAAUUAAGACAAUUAAAAUCAUCAGAAGAUGAAUUAGAACCACUUUGGAGUAAUAAAGUUGCUCAAUAUGUUGCUAAACAUGAAAAAAUUUUACUUCAAGCUGUUAAUGCUGGUUAUGGUGAAGGUGGUAACAGUGGACAAUUGUGGACAUUACCAGGAUGUUUUCUUUUUUCUGUGUCACUCAUAACAACAUUAGGUUUUGGUGCACCAGUACCACGUACAACACCAGGUAGAAUUGUUGCUGUUAUAUUUGCUGCAAUUGGAAUACCAUUACAUUUUCUUCUUGUAUUAAAUAUUGGACUUUUACUUGCAAUUAGAUUACAAAAAUUAGGUAUUGAUAAAAAAUAUAAAAAUGAUCCAGAAGAAUCAUCAACUGAUCUUAAAGUACCAAAAUGGGUCAGAGUUGUACCAUUUAUAUUGAUAGGAUUUUAUUAUACAAUUGGAAUAUUGUGUUUUGGAACGGCAAGAUUACGACCACUUGCUGCUAGUUUAUUAUUUCCACUGGAUUUUACAGCUGCUGGAGGUCUAGCAACAACAUCUGGCUUAGUUAGAAUUUUUUAUGGUAUAUAUCUUGAAGGUGCUGUGACAAUUGCAGCAGUAACUGUUGCUGUUUUACGUGUAUCAGCAACUGAAAGUUUAACAAAUAUUGGCUUAAAAUAUGGCCUACUAACUGAAGCAUAAUAAACUCUACACAACAAAUCGAUUAUUAAAUAUUGAAUUCAACAUUUAACCCUGGAUAAUAAAAAAAAUAAAAAUAAAACUUGAUUUAUAGCAUGACUAUUAUUGCUUGCUAUUUAAUCAAUAUUCAAAUGAUUAAAACACUUGCAAAUGAUUUUUAAAUUUAAUCAAUCAUCAAUGCCAAGAGACAAGACAAUUUAAAAUAAAUAAAAUGUGUUAAAUGAGUUUAAAUUGAACUAUGCUAUCAAGCACAAAUACUCAUUAUUUAAAAUAAACUUUUUUUUUUAAAAAACAAAAACUAAAUAAAAUAAAAGUUUUUAAUAUAAUUGAGUGUUAUUCUAUAGUGUUUAUGUGUGUCGGUUAUAAAAUGAUAAAAGUAUUUUCAUAAUUAACGAAUAAUCGAUUCACAAUUUUCAAGUGUGUUUAAUUCUUGAAAUAAAAAAAAAAUAAAAGUUGCCGCGUGUUCAAAGCUGUAGUUUGUAAGCAGCACAUUACAUCGAUGACCAAACUGUACUAGUGAUUAUGAAAUUUUUAUUAUCACCUUUUACCCCUUUGUUCACUUUAUCUGGCUCUACAUAAAAUUGCCCUCCUUAUCUCAAAAUAACAUUCCAAUAAUUGUUUUAAAUAUUAAUUAAAUUAUAACAUAAAAAAAAAAACACAAUAAUAACAAUAAAUAAUUAUUUAAUUAAAAUUUUAAGAACAAUUUAUUCAAUUUUUACGUGUUAUAACAUGUCAUCGAUUAACUUGCUAUACGUAAGUUUUAUUUUUUUUUUUUUUUAUGUUACCAUUUCUAUUUGUCCUCUUUGUCUUUGGCCGUGGUUAAAUUUAAUUUAUUUAUAACGUUAGAAAUAACAAUAAUUGUUGGCCAAUUUAUUUGUGUAUAUUAUAAAAACAUUUCUUUCUUUUUCAUUAUUUUUGUUUUGUAUGAAAGGAAUAAAUUUAUUAAAAAAUUCUAGUCUUAAAAUUUAA